Molecule: messenger RNA, 1326 nt
Organism: Harpegnathos saltator (Jerdon's jumping ant)
Lineage: Eukaryota; Metazoa; Arthropoda; Insecta; Hymenoptera; Formicidae
Product: S-adenosylmethionine mitochondrial carrier protein homolog
Exons: 9
Coding region: 380-1210 (276 amino acids)
Source: RefSeq, a predicted model, not a curated record
UAACACCGACGAGAUACUAUAAAGAUUGUUGGGCUUAAGCCCGUAUCAGACUACGGAUUGGGAUUGAGUAUUGGAUUGAAAUUUAAUCAGGAGAAAUUCAAUCAGGAUCUGAUACGGGCUUUAGGAAUAUCGUGACUGGAAAGCUGGAAUAUGAAACAUAGCUUGAAAUAAGCAAGGAUGGUAAUGGGAUGGUAAUAGAUAUAGAAUAAUGGGAAACAAGUAUCGGAAAAUAUCAAAAAACUAUUAAUAUAGAAAACAGGCCGAAUGUGUAUGUGUUUUACGAAUGACUUUAUCUCUCACUACCGCGUUUUGGCACCACGCAAUGCCAAACUGAAGGGUACGGUAAGGCGUUAAUGGAAAUAAUUUAUUCAUAAACAAGAUGAUAAGACAUGAAAAACGACCGGCAGAAACAAGCAUACAGAAUGUUUUUAUUACUUCACUUAUUGCAGGAGGUGCUGCAGGAACAUUUGUGGAUAUUGCAUUAUAUCCAUUAGAUACAUUAAAAACUCGAUUGCAGAGUAAUCAAGGAUUUCUUAAAACUGGAGGAUUUGCAAGUCUUUACAAAGGAAUUUAUCCAGUUAUAAUUGGCUCAGCACCGACAGCUGCAUUAUUUUUUUUAACAUAUGAAGAAAUUAAAACAGUAAUGCAACUUAGAAUUUCUAAACAAUAUCAUAUUUUACUCCAUAUGGGAGCAGCAACAUCAGCAGAAAUGGUAGCAUGUUUAAUACGAGUCCCAGUAGAAGUUCUAAAACAAAGAAGACAGGCACAAAUACUAGACAAAAAGUUUCUUGGUCUUAAGUUAUUAUAUCGUGGGUACUGGAGCACAGUAUUGCGAGACACACCAUUUAGUGUUGUACAGUUCCCAUUGUGGGAAUAUUUAAAAAUAUCUUAUAGUUCUUAUAUUGAAAGAAAAAUAUAUCCUGUAGAAAGUGCAGUCUGUGGCGCAAUUUCAGGAGGUAUCUCUGCAACUAUUACAACUCCACUAGAUGUUGCAAAAACGAGGAUAAUGCUUGCUAGUAGAACAUCACUUUCAUUAGAAUUAUCGAUAUCAAAUGUACUUUAUGAGAUAUAUACAGAAAAUGGCUUUCGAGGAUUGUUUGCUGGAUUUGGGCCAAGAAUAAUAUGGAUUACAUUAGGAGGUUUUAUAUUCUUUGGAGUCUAUGAGAAAACAAAAGUACUUACACAGAUAAUAUUCCCAAUGCUAAAAUAAAAAUUAUUACAGAUUUCAAACUGGUCAUCAGUUUUUCCAGUUUCAUUGCCUUCUGUAAGUUGCCGCUUACUUUCAAUUUGCCUGACAUGAAAGCAGCAGUAGGCUUUAGUUUACCU